Molecule: messenger RNA, 5999 nt
Organism: Rhododendron vialii
Lineage: Eukaryota; Viridiplantae; Streptophyta; Magnoliopsida; Ericales; Ericaceae
Product: protein WHAT'S THIS FACTOR 1 homolog, chloroplastic-like
Exons: 4
Coding region: 2497-3726 (409 amino acids)
Molecular function (GO): RNA binding
Source: RefSeq, a predicted model, not a curated record
GGUAGCCUUCAUCUCCAUCAUAGGAAAUAGGAAUUGUCUCUCCCUUCCUUUGUAGGAGUAGUAUAUUUCUAAGAGCUACUUUUGCGACGAAGGUUAGAAAGAACUACUAUUCUUUUCAAUGGCGUAUCCGAAGAGUUUUGUUCUCGAGUUGGCUAAAAAUUGCCAAUGCCAAUGUUGCAAGGAAAAGCUGGAGAAGGUGGAAAAGAUCGAUGGCGUCCAUUCAUUAUCCAUAGAUCUGAAGACAGGGCAGAUGACCAUUUCAGGCACCGUAGACCCGCAAAAGGUCAUAAGGUACCUUGAAAAACAUCACAAACAAGCAAAGCUCGUUCCUGAGGAAAUUCCGCCAAAAAGAAACAACCAAUGGGAAUUUGAACAACUGGAGAUAAUAACCUAUAGGAAGGUGACAAUCAAUGGGAAGAACAAAGAUGAGGGUGAUUGUAGCAGCGGACAUGGCACUGGCACUUCUUUUAGCGGCUGGCGACCCCAUGGCAAAGAUAUUAUUCCCCGCCACUGGUGACCGGUUACGAACAAUCGGCUCCUCCAUUGUCAAGAUAUGGCGUAAUACCCUAGACUCCUAAUUAACUUAAUUUGCCUUAAGUUCACUUUUAUGAGCAUGUUAGUCCUAAAAUUGAUGGGAUUAAUUUACUAUGUGAUGCAUAUGCAUAGAGUCGUUAGAGUCGCGAAUAUCUUUGAGUAAAUUGAUGUGAUUACAUGAUUCGAUUUACUGCGUGAAUGUCUUCCUCAAGAUUUCUGUUGUUCAUCGAUGUGUGGUUAUGUUAUGCCCACAAUUUUUGUCAGUUCUAUAGAGACAGUACGUUUAUAGUCUUAAUAUGAUCAAUGGAAUUGCUUUAACUUGAAUGUAUGUUUUCAUAUGCAUUUGGAAGCGCGUACUCUUUAAUAUAUCUACGGCAAACGUGUAGCCCAUGUAUUUGUUAUUCACUCGAGCUUAUAGUACUUAACGAAAUUAUAAUUCAGAUUUUUCAGGAGAGAUGAGCAGUGAAGGAGUAUAGAGCAAAAGUCUCGUUUCCGUGCUGGCCGCAGUGGCAGCAACCCAAAAUAAAUAUCUAGCUGUUUAUAGUUUUGUAUUUAUUGCAAGUGUUGAGACUAGCUAUCUUGUACAUACUACUUUUCUUUAUGGUUCGAUCUGUUUAAUUAAAGUUUGUAAAUUAAGGUUUGUGUAGGCAUGUAGUAGGAAAAGGACAGCUCUGAGUGGUGUUUGGUUUUUGGGCUAUUUUGGUUCAUUUUACAGUAUUUUUCUCCCUUUAAAGUUUCCGCUGCUAUUUUAGUUAAUUAUCCCAUUUUCAGGUAAUGCGAUGGAGAUUACAGGUUGAAUAGGCCUUUGGUGUGGAUUGUCACUGACACUUUGUCAUGGCUAAACUUUAGGGGAUGGGAUUGAGUCGUGACAUAUAGGGAGCACCAAAAUAUUUUUUUAAAAAAGCAAUUAAUUCAAAAAAAUUGUCUAUUUUGAAUUAUUUUUGUCUUUAGAAACUUUUUAUUCUUAACUUUUUACCUUUUGGCUCUGUUUGAUAGGAGAGGGAUUGGAUUAGAUGGGAUUGUGGUCAAUGGAUUAUUAGGGGGGAGGGGAAUUAUUAGUUAAGGGAUUAUUUGGGAGUAUACUCUCUCAUAUCCCAUGUUUGUUUGUGCAUGGAAUUCAGCAACGGCCAAGAUAAAUCCUGUGUGUCUUACGUUUGUUUUGAAUGUCGCUUGAUAAGGAUUAAUGGCUCAAUUAUCCAUAUUGCGCCUAGUGCAAUUUAUAUAUGAGUGAUUCUAUAGGAACCCAAAAAAUUAUCUCUAACAGUGACUACUCUUUACAACCACCUCAAUUAAUUUGAUCCCGAAAAAAAAAAAAACCUUGAUUUUCAAUUGAUUAUUUAGGAGUAUCAGGACCAGUUUUGUUCUUUUUAUUGAUUGAGAGAGAGAGAUGAAUGAACACUCCAUAAAAUUCCAACUUUGCUAGAGGUACGUACACAUUGAGUAUUUGACCCAUCUCGGAUCCUAAAAAUUGAUCUAAUUUUGUUUAAAAUGGGUUGUUUAGAGCUUCUAUGAAAAAUAAACUCUAUUCAAAAUCGGUAAAGGCAUAUAUGAAACAUACAACUUUUCUUCACAAGAUAGGCUUAGUUUAUGAAGCAAAGUUAGAUAUUUUGUAAAUAUUUUUACUGAUAAUUUGUUGGGUGUAUUUUUUAUAAGGACCCUAAAUAAACUAUUUUGAAUAAAAUGAGCAAUUCAGAUCACUUUUGUAGGACCCCGAUAUGGGUGCAAAACGCGAUGUAUGUACCGAUGUGUAUGUACUCAUAGACUUUUCGUAAAAAUUAACGUAUCUUCAAAUCGGGAUGUUAAACUCGCAAAACGACGUCGCUGAGAGGGACUGUUUGGUUGACCGGAAAUACACUUUCCCUCCACCCAGAAAAGAGAUCGGCAGCACAAAACCCUAACCCUAACUAAAUUCAGACCCAGCACACGUACGAUCGGCCACCGUCGCUUGAUUAGAUCUCAGGUAUGCUAUUCGGCGCACUCUCCAUCUCUUCCCACUUGAAUUCUAAACCUAGGGUUUGGUUUCAGUCCACUUAUUCAAUCUCAAGCCUCAAAGUAGUAUGGCGUAAAGACGAGAAACUGGACGACGCCAUAGUAAACGAAAAACAAUGGAGACUCUCCGCAAGAGUCGUCAAACAAGUCCUAAACGAGCCUGGCCAAGUCAUCCCCCUUCGAUACCUGGAGAAACGUCGCGAAAGGAUGCGUCUUCCGGUCAAAGUCAAGACCUUUCUGGCCCAAAACCCCGGCCUGUUCGACACCUAUCUCGAUCGAAUCAGGCCCAAGUCGGAGCCGGUCCCGUUUAUUCGAGUCGGCUAUAGGCUUCAGCGGUUUUUAGAAGAAGAGAAGCGAAUUUAUAGUGAAAAUGAGCAGUUAAUUGUCGCGAAGUUGUGCAAGCUGUUAAUGAUGGCGAAGGAUAAGGUGGUUAGUGCAGACAAAUUGGAACAUGUCAAGAGGGAAUUUGGGUUCCCCAUUGAUUUUAUGGUGAAUUUGGUGCCGAAAUACCCUGAAUAUUUUCGGUUAGUUGGGUGUCCAGGAGAGGGGAAAUCGUUUCUUGAACUGGUUUCAUGGAAACCCGAGUUUGCGAAAUCAACAAUUGAGGAAAGGGCGGAGGAGGAAUCGAAUUUGAUAGGGAUAAGGGUUAGGCCGUCUUUCAACGUUAAGCUUCCCCGAGGGUUCUCUCUUAGGAAAGAAAUGAGGGAAUGGGUUAGGGAUUGGAUGGAGCUUCCCUAUGUUUCGCCUUAUGAAGAUGCAUCCGAUUUGGACCAAGCAUCGCGAGAAAUGGAGAAAAGGACAGUUGGGGUUUUCCACGAGUUGCUCUCGCUCUCUCUUUUCAAGAGGAUACCAGUCCCGAUUUUGGGGAAGUUUACUGAAGAGUAUAGGUUUUCAAAUGCAUUUGCAAGUGUGUUCACUAGACAUUCGGGAAUAUUCUACCUUUCUUUGAAAGGUGGGAUAAAGACUGCAAUGCUGAGGGAAGCAUACAAGGGAAGUGAGUUGAUUGACCGGGAUCCGCUUCUCGAAAUAAAUGACAAUUUUGUCGAGUUGUUGGCCGAGGGACACAAGGAGCGAGCUGAGCAGUUGAGGUUGAAGAGGGAAACUGUUCAGAAAGAUAUGGAAAUGAUGGCAUUGAGAAAUAGUGAACAAGGUUGUUAUGCUUGUGGGGACGAUAUGCAGAAAAUUGAAGAUUUAGAUAGUUAAUGAAUUCAAACCUGAAAUAUGUUGGAAGCUUUGAAGUCAGCCUUGUAUUGUCAAAAUUUGUUCUGAAUUCAGUUCAAGGACUUAUUAUAUUUGGCCCAAAUGAGGAGGCUAUGGAUGUGGUUAAUGGGAAAAAAUGAGGGAUAUGUACUGCCGGUAUUCCUCGUACAAAGAUUUUCUUCUCAUGUGCUCAUACAGCUUCAUGGUGUCCCCAGAUAGUCUGUUGUACAGUCUCUGUAUUUUGCCAGGAUCUUUUAAUGUUGGAGAUAUCUGCCUAUAAGAGUCAUGAAGAAUAAGCUAAUCUACAGCACAAAGUUGACAAAGAAGCAGUCAUCUAGGUAUUUGGUAGUACAAAUCUGCGAUCUGAAUUGAUAUUACUUGAAAUCAUGAUAGUGAGAAACGACUCAAAGGGGUAUAUCCUUUUAAUGAAAUUUUCAUGAUGGAAUCUACUUUGUAUUGAUGUGAAACGAAACUGAAGUUAUUGCUAACUGAAAUAAUCUGCAUAUGAUACCUCUUCGUGCUGCUGCCACAACAAAUGAAACUGUUUACCAGGCUCUGAGUACAUUCCCUAACAUCACAAAUGCCCACUGCCGCAAUAUCCUAAAUCCGUUCCAGUAUCAUGGAGGAUAAUCCUUCACUAUUUUGUGGACAUGGAAGCCUCAUGUAGAAGGAGAAUUGAGUUACACUACCAUCUUUCCCUCUUUGGGAGGAUGAUCAGUUCGAUGAAGUGGUGGUAAUUGUUAUUCUGCAGUGAUGGCUUCAAAUUCUGGUAACUUUGCGAUGUACGUUAAUUGUAAUGACUUAGACAUAAAACCGGUGAACAAGACCUAUCAAGAAUUAUUUGGCUUGAAAUUAGAAUCCUCAUUGGUGUCCAUUUUUUGAAGUCAGAGAACCCAAAUCCACCACAUCAUUCUAUAACACUCUUGUUCAGUUUUUCUGUUGUACUACAUUGCGCUUUAAGCGUUGGAUCUCGGGAGUUGUCAUCAGGCUGAUGGCCCAUAAUCAUUGACAAAACUACCUGAUUCAUUUUCCUUUCCACAAAUGACAAAACUAUCCUAUUUUUCUCGUAAAACCAUCCUAUUUUUGUGGUACAUGGUGAGUUACAGCAUUCUUGUCAUUCGUACUUCUCUUUAUGCAAUAUAUACUCCAACAUAGAAAAGUACUCCUCACACAAGAUGAAUGAGGAUCUCUAAACUACUCGUAAGCUAAACUUCUCUUUUAGAUAGCCAACUAUAUCGGAACACGUUCUUUUUCCUCCUCUUUUUAUAGUCACCCAACUAGAAAGCCUAAGGUAAUGAAAAGUACAUAAGUCAUUAGUAUAUAACCAAAAGAAAGGAAAACACAAUAACCACACCCCACUUUGUCUUUGCAAAGCAUCAGUAAAAAUGGUGGUAAUGGCAAACAUUAAAGAGAUUCUAACAUCCGCAGUCUUCAUUGCGAUCCUGUCACUCAUCCCCAAAAUCCAGUCCCAGUCAAAUGGUCCUCCAGUCUGCAUCACCCAGCUUGCACAGCUGAACCGCGCUUGUGCUUUUCUGCCUUAUACACCACCUGACGCACCUCCUUCUCCUCCGGAUGAUGACGGUGAUGAUGAUCAUGGCCGCAUGGAUAACGUCACCAACCAAAGCCUCGUUGAUGACGGUGAUGAUGAUCAUGGCCGCAUGGAUAAUGUCACCAACCACCACCGUCAUCGUCAUGAUGAUGAUGAUGGUGAUGACCACCACCGUCAUCAUCAUCAUCAUCACCACCACCACCACAGGCACAGACAUAGCCAGGGACGCAGAGCAUCGGACGCAGAAGAUGAUUGUUGCACGAUGUUGAACGAGGUGGACGCCGUGUGUGUCUGCAGUUUGCUGCUUCGCUUGCCUCUUUUCCUUUCCAAACCGGAGCACAAUUACUCUGUUAUAGUUAAUGAUGAAUGUGAGGUCACUUUUGAAUGUCGAGGUAUAUUUGGAGAUUAGAGAUCGUAUCCUGGCUUCAACUGGAUAUUCUGGGGGAGAUUUUGUGUGGGUUCGUUUCCAGGCCCCAAAGGAUAAAUAAAGUUAAGAACAAAAAUAAGAAUAAAAAUAAGAGUCUAUUUGGUUGUUUACGUCUUGGUUUGUAAGUUUGAGUCAUGGUUAUCUAUUUUGUUUACUGAAAUCUUGAAGAAUCAUGGGAAUUUAUGUUCUUGUUUACGUCUUGGUUUGUAAGUUUGAGGCAUGAUUGUCUACUUUGUUUACUGAAAUUUUGAAGAAUCAUGGAAAUUUAUGCUCAGUUGUUAUAUGCUUGUUCACUGAUUA